Messenger RNA from Brugia pahangi, 1194 nucleotides. NCBI's taxonomy places the organism in Eukaryota, Metazoa, Nematoda, Chromadorea, Rhabditida, Onchocercidae. The record is from the annotation of a GenBank genome assembly.
AUGGUUGAGCAAACAGUUGCUCCAGUCGAAGAUGAAAAAUCACGUGCUCUAGGAGCAUACCGUCGUAAAUUGGUUGAAUAUCGUGAAGUGGAAGAACGUUUGAAGCAGCUAAGAAAAAAAGAAGUAGAAGUUCAGAAAGAACACGACAAGUCGGAAAACGAUAUCAAAUCGUUGCAGUCAGUUGGGCAAAUAGUUGGAGAAGUAUUGAAACAGUUAACCGAAGAGAAAUUUAUUGUGAAAGCUACAAAUGGUCCCCGAUAUGUAGUUGGUUGCAGACGAUCAGUAAACAAGGGAGCUCUGAAGCAGGGCACUCGAGUUGCUCUGGAUAUGACAACACUUACAAUAAUGCGACAAUUACCUCGAGAAGUAGAUCCAUUGGUCUAUAAAAUGAGCCACGAAGAUCCAGGCAAUAUAUCGUAUUCUGAAGUUGGCGGGUUAAGCGAACAAAUACGUGAAUUGCGUGAAGUCGUUGAGUUACCAUUAGUUAACCCUGAUUUGUUCCGACGUGUUGGUAUUACUCCACCUAAAGGAUGUCUUUUAUAUGGUCCUCCAGGGACUGGAAAAACUUUGUUGGCAAGAGCUGUGGCUUCUCAGUUGGACUGUAAUUUCCUGAAAGUUGUUUCUUCUGCCAUAGUUGAUAAAUAUAUCGGUGAAUCGGCGAGAAUGAUUCGUGAGAUGUUCAACUACGCCCGCGAUCAUCAGCCAUGCAUCGUGUUUAUGGAUGAAAUUGAUGCUAUUGGUGGUCGUCGAUUCUCGGAAGGGACAUCAGCUGAUCGCGAAAUACAACGUACUCUAAUGGAGCUGUUAAAUCAAAUGGAUGGGUUUGAUUCACUAGGACGAGUGAAGAUUAUCAUGGCAACAAAUCGACCCGAUACGUUGGAUCCAGCAUUGCUUAGACCUGGUCGUUUAGAUAGGAAAAUUGAAAUUGGUUUGCCGAAUGAGCAAAGUAGACUUGAGGUGCUAAAAAUUCAUGCUAGCAAAAUAACAAAACAUGGCGAUAUCGAUUAUGAAGCAGUCGUUAAGUUGUCUGAUGGUUUCUCCGGUGCAGAUCUCAGAAAUGUUUGUACGGAAGCAGGAUUAUUUGCUAUUCGUGCUGAACGUGAGUAUGUCAUUGAUGAAGAUUUUAUGAAAGCAGUUCGUAAGGUGGGUGAUGCGAAGAGGUUGGAAACGAAACUUGAUUAUAAACCUGUGUGA